Molecule: messenger RNA, 1434 nt
Organism: Triticum dicoccoides
Lineage: Eukaryota; Viridiplantae; Streptophyta; Magnoliopsida; Poales; Poaceae
Product: protein TIFY 6a-like
Exons: 7
Coding region: 92-1159 (355 amino acids)
Biological process (GO): regulation of jasmonic acid mediated signaling pathway; regulation of defense response; response to wounding
Cellular component (GO): nucleus
Source: RefSeq, a predicted model, not a curated record
GAUUUGACUAACCAACCGAUAAACAUGGCUGCCCCUUCUUGAUCCAGGGCUGCCUCCUCCUUCUCCUCCUUCUUCUUCUUCUUCUUCUUCCAUGUCAAUGGAGAUUCGGAGCAGCCACCACCACGAGGAGGCGACCGGAAAUCUAAUGAGGCCGGGAUCAGAAUACCCGCCGGGAAUGCAGCGAGGAGGAGCACCUGCGACUGCGACGCACCGGCGGCAGUUCCAGCCCAUUCCGGCGCCCUUCAUGUCAUUCAGGCCGCCCACCUCCAGCACGCCCAUGACGAUGCCACAUCAUCAUCAGGGGCAGCUCCGGUUCCACGGCCACCACGGCGGAUCCAGGCCGUUUCACCAGCCGCCGCCGGGGGCCAACCCAGGUGCCGCCGAUGGCGUCGCGUCCACAACUCACCAGCGUUUCACCGCAAUGAGCGCCGCGUCCAGGUCUGCGGUUGGCGUCUACGCCCCAAGCCGGCGCAUAUGGAAUCCAAAGUCAACACUGAUGACCAUGUUCUACAACGGCGCCGUCAACGUGUUCGACGUCCCGGUGGACAAGGCCCAAGAGAUUAUGGUUUUAGCAAGCAGGGCAUCUGUUUCAACCCCACCGAGACCCACUGAAAUUCAGAAACCAGACUUCCAUGUCCCUGGCAAUACCAGAUUUGCAGUGCCCGACCCGAGGAAGACCUUUGCAACUCAUGUAUCCACCAUUUCAAGUCGAAUCCCCGCUGUACCACAAGCUCCGAUGCUCUCCAAGAGCACGCCGCCAGGCUACCAAAAUUACGCUCCUGAUCCGACAACAUCUUCAGGCGUACCGUCAUCAGUUGUUCCUCCGGUAUGCCGGGCAUCCUCAGCGCAACCGAUGCAACAAGCAUCUUCAGUUGCCGUCGCAGCAGCCGUUAGGCCAAUAGCUGUCCGUCAAUCUCGGAAAGCAUCUCUUGCCCGAUUCUUGGAAAAGCGAAAAGAUAGAGUUUCAAGUGUCACGCCAUACCAGGUUUCAAAGAGCCCGCUAGAGAGCAGUCGAAGCUUGGGCAGUGCGAGCACUCCAAGCAGGUUAUCUAGUGCAGACAAUGCUCCACCCAGCAACAACUGCCAGGAGUCUAUGAGCUAUGUUAGCAAUGACGCUAUGUCAGCAAUUCCUCAUAGGGUAGUUAUAGAGUUGGAAUGAGAGAGAGACAAAAAAAAAGGUUUGUCUUCUCUUAGUCUUAGCAAAGAGAUGGAUCUUUUUAGAAAGAUAGAUCAAUUUUUCCUAUUGUAUGAGAUUUGUUCUUUUAAUUGCAUAUUCCUUAGUUUAAUUUUUCUCUUAGUCUUAGCAAAGGGACGAUCUUCUUAGAAAGAUAAAUCAAUUUUUUUUGUUGUACGACAUUUGUUCUUUUAAUUGCAUAUUCCUUAGUUUAAUUUUAAUCGCCUUAUAUUUUUAGGAGCAUGGUACCAUUAACAGUU